This is a messenger RNA of Drosophila subobscura, 1067 nucleotides long. RefSeq names its product rho GDP-dissociation inhibitor 1 (gene RhoGDI). The transcript is spliced from 6 exons. NCBI's taxonomy places the organism in Eukaryota, Metazoa, Arthropoda, Insecta, Diptera, Drosophilidae. Gene Ontology annotation, molecular function: protein binding; Rho GDP-dissociation inhibitor activity. Gene Ontology annotation, cellular component: cytosol; cytoplasm; membrane. Gene Ontology annotation, biological process: Rho protein signal transduction. The record is from RefSeq and is a predicted model, not a curated record. The coding region runs from base 178 to 789 and encodes 203 amino acids.
UUCUUGUUUCUGUGUUUUUUGCGUUGUUUUGUGCUUUGUUUGAACAUUAAAUAUAUUGAAAAAUCGUACAUAUAUUUUGAUUAGUUUUUGUUCACGUGACACUCAGGAAACGUUCAAAGAAACGGCAAUUAUUACUUAAUUUGCAUAUUUAAAAGCGCUCUAGGUGAGUGAAAAGCCAUGGCCGAAACAGAGACGAAGCACCAUCCCGAGCAUCAUGAUGAGGAUGUGCAUGAUGCCAACUACCAAGCACCGCCAGAGAAGACCAUCGAGGAGAUAAUGGCCGCCGAUCAGGAGGAUGAGAGUUUGAGACGCUACAAGGAGGCACUCCUGGGUGCAGCCCAGACCGAGAAGAUUGUUGUUGAACCCAAUGAUCCCCGCAAGGUGAUUGUUAAAAAGCUGGCCCUGGUUGUGGAGGGACGCGAUGAUAUGGAAUUGGAUCUGACCGGUGACAUUAGUCAACUGAAAAAGCAGCUUUUUGUGAUCAAAGAAGGUGUUCAGUACAAGGUGCGCAUUGAUUUUCUUGUCCAACGCGAAAUUGUUCAUGGCCUCAAGUAUGUUCAAAAGACAUCACGCUUUGGUAUGCCCGUUGUGGUCGAUAAAAUGAAGCACAUGGUUGGCUCGUAUCCGCCAAAGAAGGAAAUUCAGUUCUACUUGACGCCUGCUGAGGAGGCGCCCUCCGGCACAUUGUCUCGCGGCACUUACUCGGUCAGCUCCAUCUUCACGGAUGAUGACAAGCACAUACAUUUGGAAUGGGACUGGACGUUUGAGAUCAAAAAGGACUGGGCAUAAAGCGGGAAAACACAACACACACACACAUAAACCCUCAAGAAGCACACAUACACAACAGACACGCAGCAAACAGCAAACAAUUAUUGUUUUUUCCCCCUCAAAAUGUCAUGUAAUUAGUUUUUAUGUUUUUGUUUCAAAAUUUGUAAACGAAAGUUUCCAACAGAGAGAAAGUCAAGUAUUUUUGUGAAUGGUAUUAAAUUGCAACCGACUAUUUUUGUAUCUAAAGAGUUAAUGUAGAGCCAUGAUAAGUAUUUUUGAUAUCCCACUGGAAUGUGUGU